Molecule: messenger RNA, 6342 nt
Organism: Drosophila albomicans
Lineage: Eukaryota; Metazoa; Arthropoda; Insecta; Diptera; Drosophilidae
Product: receptor-type guanylate cyclase Gyc76C-like
Exons: 18
Coding region: 1050-5753 (1567 amino acids)
Biological process (GO): protein phosphorylation; cGMP biosynthetic process; intracellular signal transduction
Molecular function (GO): guanylate cyclase activity; ATP binding; peptide receptor activity
Source: RefSeq, a predicted model, not a curated record
GUGCGCCGGGAUUAUCGCUUUAGUUUGCUUAACAAAAUUUCAAAUGCACAAUAGAAAUAAAAAACUUAAUAAAUUGCGUUUAGCAAAUUAAAAAGAAAAAUUCCCAUCGAUGCUAUCGUUAGCUAUUGUUUAAUUUAACUAAAUGCGCAGCCAUCGGCGAAAUCUAACUAAUGUGCAUAUGUAUUAGUGUGCGAUCGCGAAUGCAAAAAAAAUGCAAUAUACGUUUGUGUUAAUAAAUAGAAACAUAUCGGAAGCAAGUGGUUCGUUCUAAGAAAUACCAAAUAUAAAAAAACCCAAUCAAAAAUGUAUGGCGACAACAACAACAACAACAACAAUAACAAAAAUAACAACUGCGGCGCGAUAAUAAUAAAAAACACAAUAACGGUAACGGCAACAAAAGUGAACAAGUGUUAAACAAUCAAAAGGCAAACAAAUUAAAAGAAUGUACAACAAAUACAUAGUGCGAAAAAUACGAAUGUAAAUCACGUUAAGAAAAAAUAAUAUCUACAAAAAGAGAGAGAGAGAGAGAGAGAGAAAGAUAUAGAAUAAAAAAACAUAAAGUUUAUCUAACUGUAAAAACAGCAACGUGGGAGGCGUCUCAACGACCGAGCAAACAAACGAGCCAAUACAGAGAGAGAAAGAGAGAGAGCAAGAGAGUGGAGAGAGAAAGAGAGAGAGAGAUCGAGAUCGUGGCGAGCAAGAGACAAGGCCAUCCAUUAAUAUAUGGAUAAAAGUAAACAAGUGUGCGAAACAUACCAAAUAACAACAACAACAUCGUCGCCUAUUAUACAAGUUCAAAGUUAAAAAGCAGCUGCAAUAACGACAUCAAUAAUUACAACAACCAGGAAAGCGCCAAUUGCAGGAAUUUCGUGCAGCGACUGCAGAAGUUGUCGCUGUUGUUAUCAUAGCAGUAACAACAACAACACUUUCAACACAAACAACAACAACAAGAACACGGCAAUAAUAACAACAAAAUACGAAAAACAAUCGCCGUGUAAAUCCGUUAGCACCCAUAGGCGUCGCGCUGAACGGCCCCGGCCUAAGGGGCCAUGACGCGUUGGCCCUUUAACUUACUACUAUUGCUCUCGGUGGCAGUACGCGACUGUAGCAAUCAUACCAUCCUCACAGUCGGCUAUCUGACGGCCCUCACUGGCGACCUCAAGGAGCGCCAGGGUCUGUCCAUAUCCGGUGCGCUGACAAUGGCACUGAAUGAGAUCAACACAGAUCCCAAUUUGCUGCCAAAUGUAACGUUAGCGCUGCGCUGGAAUGAUACCAAGGGUGAUACGGUGCUGGCCACCAAGGCCAUCACCGAGAUGAUAUGCGAUGGCAUUGCGACCAUAUUUGGCCCCGAAGGACCUUGCUAUGUGGAAGCAAUUGUCUCGCAGAGUCGCAACAUUCCAAUGAUUUCCUAUAAAUGCGCAGAGAAUCGUGCAUCCUCAAUACCAACAUUUGCACGCACCGAGCCGCCCGAUAAGCAGGUUGUCAAGUCACUGAUUGCAUUGCUGCGAUAUUACGCAUGGAAUAAGUUCUCCAUACUGUACGAGGAGGUGUGGGGCACCGUUGCCGAUCUGCUCAAGGAGCAGGCAAUUAAAAAGAAUAUGACCAUCAAUCAUAAGCAAUCGUUCAUGGAUGAUUAUGGCAAGUGCUGUGAAAUGAUGAUGUCCUGCUGUCGCUCCGGCUAUUGGUAUCAGGUGGUGCAAAACACAAUGAAUCGCACGCGUAUCUAUGUGUUCCUUGGCUCGUCGAACAGCUUAACGGACUUCAUGAGCUCGAUGGAGACGGCAGGUUUGUUUGCGCGUGGCGAGUACAUGGUCAUCUAUGUGGACAUGAUGGUCUAUUCCGAGCGUGAGGCCUCCAAGUAUUUGCGCAAAGUGGAUCAAAUCACGCGCAUGAAGAACUGCAAGAGCACCGAGAACUUUAAUCAAUUGGCACGCAGUCUGCUCGUUGUGGCAUCCACACCGCCCACUAAAGGAUACGAGGCGUUUACGGCCCAAGUACGCAACUACAGCUCGAUGCCGCCAUUUAAUUUCACCGUGCCCGAGCUCUUCUCACAGAGCAAGUUUAACAAGUUUGUUUCGAUAUAUGCCGCGUAUUUGUAUGAUUCGGUCAAGCUCUAUGCCUGGGCAUUGGACAAAAUGCUGCGCAUGGAGGAGCGCGUUCUCACCGAUGAAGUCAUCUCCGAUGUGGCCAGCAAUGGCACGCGCGUUAUCGACACCAUCAUCAAAAAUCGUACUUAUAUGAGUGUCACCGGUUCCACAAUCAAGAUCGAUCAGUAUGGCGACUCAGAGGGCAAUUUCUCGGUGCUGGCUUACAAGCCGUACAAAUGGAACAUAACCGAGAAUAUACGUUGCAAUUAUCAUAUGGUGCCCGUUGCAUAUUUCCAUCAAGGCGAAGAACUUCCAGAGUAUAAACUGAUUAAUGGUUCGAUUGAUUGGCCAUCGGGUGGCGAGAAACCCACCGAUGAACCCAUGUGUGGAUUUGCCAAUGAGCUGUGCAAAAAGGACGAUACACACUACACAUCCACGGUGGCAGCCGUUGUGUUGGGUGUGCUGCUCUUCUGCUCCGGCGUAGUCACCAUGUCCAUCUAUCGCAAGUGGAAGAUUGAGCUGGAGAUUGAGGGUCUACUCUGGAAGAUUGAUAUAUGCGAAAUCAAAGGCUAUUCCGGCAACGAAAUUGUCGCCUCGCCCAGCAAAGUCAGUUUGAUGAGCGCUCAGAGCUAUGGCUCUCGGUGGUCGCAUCAGUUUGUCACCUCAACGGCGCGUUUGCGCGGUGCCGUUGUGCGCAUCAAGGAGUUGAAGUUUCCCCGCAAACGCGAUAUCUCGCGAGAGAUCAUGAAGGAGAUGCGUUUGCUGCGUGAAUUGCGUCAUGAUAAUAUCAACAGUUUCAUUGGCGCCUGUGUGGAGCCCACACGCAUAUUGCUAGUCACCGAUUAUUGCGCCAAAGGCAGUCUCUACGACAUCAUUGAGAAUGAGGACAUUAAGCUGGAUGAUUUGUUCAUCGCCUCGCUCAUCAAUGACCUCAUCAAGGGCAUGAUGUACAUACACAGUUCACAGCUGAUCUAUCAUGGCAAUCUCAAAUCCUCGAAUUGUGUGGUCACCUCCCGCUGGAUGCUGCAGGUCACCGACUUUGGCCUACACGAGCUGCGCCAGUGCGCCGAAAGCGAGUCCAUUGGCGAGCAUCAACACUACAGAAAUCAACUUUGGCGCGCACCGGAACUGCUGCGCAAUCAUAAUCUGCAUGGCAGCCAGAAGGGCGACAUUUAUGCAUUCGCUAUCAUCAUGUACGAGAUAUUUAGUCGUAAGGGUCCGUUUGGACAAACCAACUUUGAACCAAAGCAAAUUGUGGACUUAGUAAAGCAGCUGCCCAUGAAGGGCGAGGAGCCAUUUCGACCCGAGGUCGAGUCCAUCAUUGAGGCCGAAUCGUGUCCAGACUAUGUGCUGGCCUGCAUCAAGGACUGCUGGGCCGAGAAUCCCGAGGAGCGGCCCGAAUUCGGUGCCAUACGCAAUCGCCUGAAGAAGAUGCGCGGCGGCAAGACCAAAAACAUCAUGGAUCAAAUGAUGGAAAUGAUGGAGAAGUAUGCCAACAAUUUGGAGGAUAUUGUCUCAGAGCGCACGCGUCUGCUGUGCGAGGAGAAAAUGAAAACGGAGGAUUUGCUGCAUCGCAUGCUGCCGCAGUCCGUGGCCGAGAAACUGACCAUGGGCCAGGGCGUUGAACCCGUCUCCUAUGAUCUGGUGACGAUCUACUUCAGCGAUAUUGUGGGUUUUACGGCCAUGUCGGCGGAAAGCACACCGUUGCAGGUGGUUAACUUUUUGAAUGAUCUCUACACGGUGUUCGAUCGCAUCAUACGCGGCUAUGAUGUGUACAAAGUGGAGACCAUAGGCGAUGCCUACAUGGUGGUCUCUGGUUUGCCUAUUAAGAACGGCGAUUGCCAUGCGGGCGAAAUAGCUUCGAUGGCUCUCGAUCUGCUGCACGCAGUGAAACAGCAUCGCAUUGCCCAUCGGCCCAACGAGACGCUAAAGCUGCGAAUUGGUAUGCACACCGGGCCUGUGGUUGCCGGCGUUGUGGGUCUCACGAUGCCGCGAUAUUGUCUCUUUGGUGAUACGGUCAACACGGCGUCGCGCAUGGAGAGCAAUGGCGAGGCGCUCAAGAUACACAUAUCGAACAAGUGUAAGCUGGCGCUGGAUAAACUCGGCGGCGGCUAUAUCACCGAGAAACGCGGCCUGGUCAGCAUGAAGGGCAAGGGUGAGGUCGUCACAUGGUGGCUGACGGGCGCCAAUGAGAAGGCGAUACAAAAGAAGCAUGUGGAUAUGACGGAUAUGCCGCCGCCUUUGUUUAGUCGUCCACGCAAGAGUCCCAAACUCAAUCCGGACUCGCGGCAACCCAGUUUGCUGGCCAUGCACAAUUGUGGCGCCGGUUCGCGGCGUCAGAGCAGCGUGCCACGGCCCACGGAUGUAGAGUCUACGUACAGUUUGCAGGGCUCCGUCUAUCAGGUGGCACGCGAGUCGCCGAGAUUGCCAGCGAAGAGGGAAAGGGAGCGAGAACGAGAUCGGGAACGAGAGCGACCCUCGCUCAAUGGACUGGGUGGACAUUUCGUAGGUGGUGCGCUGCUGGAGUCCGCCCAGGCCUCGCUCAGCACGCUGAAUCAUUCCGAUACAAAUGAAACGAACUGUGAUACUAACGAAGCCGCCAUUCUCGAUGGCGAACUGGAGCUAAACGGCGGCAUCGGUGGUGCAUCCGCCGUCGCCGCCGCAGCCGCCGCUGCUAGCCUCAUUCGACAGCCGAAUGCGCUGCACAAGCCGUUGGCCAUGGUGCGACCGCAUCGCAUUAUUAGCGCCGCGCAGCUGCCCCUCGAUCAGGUCAUGUCCAGCUCAGCGUCGUCGUCAGCCGCGCAUCAUGUUGCGGAGCUGCUGUUGCGUGAGUCACGCUCGCUGGAUCCGAUGCCGCAGCAGCAGCUGCGCAAGCGGCACGAGCGUGGCAAGUUGCCGCCAUCGAAGCUGUCCAAGAAUAACUCACGCUCCCUGGACACGGGCGUCUCGCUGAUUAGCGGCAAUCCCAAUGGCGAUGUGGCCGUCGAGGAUGAAACGGACGAGCUGGGCGCCAAUCCCGUGGAUGGCAAUGAUGGCUACGACGAUGAGGUCGGUCUGCUGAUGCGACACGACAACGGACAGCUGCCGCCGCUGCGCUACUCGAACAGCUUUGCGAAUGCCCAUCCCACCAUUGUGCCCACAGGGAUGAGCAGCACAGGCGGCGGCAGCAGCAGCAGCAACAGGCGACGCACCAGCAACGUGUCGACGAGCAGCUGUGCCAAGCAUUUGAACAACAAUUGCAACGGCGGCAUGAGCAUCGAUGAGGACAUGCAAUCGCCGCUGCUGCAGCGUCAAGCGUCGCUCACCACGCCGCCCGAGGAGUUGAUGGCGCACUCCAAGCGCUGGCACUCACUCGAACACAUGGAGCCGGGCGUCACCGGACAUGGCAACAGCGUCAGCUAUGCCGCCGACAUCGAUGGCCGCCACGAUGCGUCGGGCGAUGGUGUUGGCGGUGGCUUGGAUGGCCAUGUGGGUCUCAAUCAGCGGGGAGCACGCAGCAGCAAACUGGGCAAUUGGGUAGCCAAUUUCUUCAAGGGCAACGGCAUGCGCAACAGCAACAGCAGCACCAAUGGCAACGGCAACGAAUCGACGCUGCGACGAGCCGGCGCUGGAUUCACCAAUAUGACGGCAGCUGCUGCUGCUCGGGAUCGUGAGAGUAUUGUGUAGUUUGGAGGAGCGGAUAGAGAUCGGAGAGAGGAGGAGAAACAGAGAGGAGAUGGAGGAAAGUUACUCAGGAACAGUGCGAGCUGGUAAAAAAUAGGAAUGUCGAAGGAUUCAACAAAAACAAAAUAGAAGAAAAUCGCAUACAUAAAUAGAAUUUCUUUCGGCUUAUUUCAUUGUUGUAUGUUCAUUGUCGUUUUGUGUCGAUUUGUUGUGUGUCUGUGCUUCAACUCUCUAAAAGCGAUAUAUAUCAACUAAAUAUAUACAUAUAUAUUAUAUGAUCAUCUUAAACAAUAACGAAAUGCAUAUACAUAUUAGAGUAAUUAAACGAUUAACAACAAUAACAUCAACAACAACAACAACAAAAAGAGAAAACGAACCGUCUAGUCACAAGGUCUUCAGACUAGUUAUUGUUUUAUAUAAACUACAAGUAAAAUAUAUAAUUAAAUGGAAUAUAUAUAUAUAUGCAUAAUACCACACACACACACACACUACACCACACACACACACUCACACAUACAUAUAUUUAUAUGCAGUAUACUAUACAAAAAAAAAAAAAAGAAAACUAAAGAAAAAGAAAAUUUUGCUUUUCCAC